Drosophila eugracilis is the source of this 668-nucleotide messenger RNA. RefSeq names its product probable 28S ribosomal protein S25, mitochondrial (gene mRpS25). The transcript has 3 exons. NCBI's taxonomy places the organism in Eukaryota, Metazoa, Arthropoda, Insecta, Diptera, Drosophilidae. Gene Ontology annotation, cellular component: mitochondrion. The record is from RefSeq and is a predicted model, not a curated record. Bases 102 to 605 code for a protein of 167 amino acids. Gene Ontology annotation, molecular function: structural constituent of ribosome.
UGGUGACACUGCUCCAUCAGCUGUUUUGCAUUACACAAGCAACCGCUUGUUAAUAAGAUUUACUUUUAUUUUCCGAAAGUUAUUUGAAUUAAAACUCCGCCAUGCCUUUCAUGAAGGGCCGUGAGCCCAUCCGCCGUACCCUGAACUAUCUGAAUGCCGGCAAGCUGGUACUAAAAGACAAAGUGCGCAUAUUUAGCGUAAACUACAACACAUUUGGUGAUCAUCACGCGGGAGCGAGAGACUUUGUGUUCUGGAACAUCCCACAGAUCCAGUUCAAGAAUCCCGAAGUGCAGGUGAUCACCCUGAAGAACAUGACGCCUUCGCCUUUCGUCCGCUGCUAUUUCGAUGAUGGACGUGACAUGCUGAUAGAUGUCGAUGGCAAGAAACGGGACGACAUCAUCGAGCAUCUUAUCCAGGUGGUGGGCAAGACCCGCGAACAAUUGGAUGCGGAGGCGCGCCUCAAGGAGAGUAAGGAUAACCCUGCAAAUUUUGGUUACGGAUGCGACAGGCACUGCAUCUGCGAGAUUCCCGGCCAGGUUUCUUGUCCCGGAACGUUCCCGCUGCCCGAGCAUAUGCGUGGCAAGUUCAUAUUCGCACCCAAAUAGAUGUCCGCCUUGAUUCUAAUUGUUCCUUUUCUCUUUUUUUUAAUAAAUUAAUUGUAAAAAUUA